Messenger RNA from Protobothrops mucrosquamatus (brown spotted pit viper), 1971 nucleotides. It is a transcript of the gene EFR3A, whose product is annotated as EFR3 homolog A. The transcript is spliced from 18 exons. Gene Ontology annotation, cellular component: plasma membrane. The record is from RefSeq and is a predicted model, not a curated record. Gene Ontology annotation, biological process: protein localization to plasma membrane. Bases 103 to 1971 code for a protein of 622 amino acids. Lineage: Eukaryota; Metazoa; Chordata; Lepidosauria; Squamata; Viperidae.
ACAGGCGUCUGCUGCUGCUGCGCGGCCCUGCGCCCGCGAUACAAGCGCCUGGUGGACAACAUAUUCCCCGAGGACCCCAAAGAUGGCCUGGUCAAGUCCGACAUGGAGAAGCUGACCUUCUACGCGGUCUCCGCCCCGGAGAAGCUGGACCGCAUUGGCGCCUACCUGGCAGAAAGGCUGAGCCGGGAUGUCAUCCGCCAUCGCUAUGGGUACGUCUUCAUCGCGAUGGAAGCCCUGGACCAGCUGCUCAUGGCCUGCCACUCGCAGAGCAUCAAGCCCUUCGUGGAGAGCUUCCUGCACAUGGUGGCCAAACUCCUGGAGUCCGGAGACCCCGAACUGCAAGUCCUGGGAACCAACUCAUUUGUGAAGUUUGCAAACAUUGAGGAGGACACCCCUUCCUAUCACCGUCGCUACGACUUCUUUGUGUCCCGCUUCAGUGCCAUGUGUCACUCCUGCCACGACGACCCGGAAAUACGGAAUGAGAUCCGGAUCGCCGGCAUCAGGGGCAUCCAGGGAGUUGUCCGUAAGACAGUGAAUGAUGAGCUCAGAGCCACCAUCUGGGAGCCUCAGCACAUGGACAAGAUUGUCCCCUCCCUGCUUUUCAACAUGCAGAAGACAGAAGAUCUGGAUGGCCGAAUUGGACCCCCCGCCUCUCCUUCUGGCGAGAAAGAGGAGAACCCUGCUGUCUUGGCCGAGAACUGCUUCCGAGAACUGCUGGGCCGUGCGACCUACGGGAACAUGAGCAACGCUGUCAGGCCCGUCUUUGCGCAUUUAGGCCAUCACAAACUCUGGGACCCGAAUGAAUUUGCCGUCCAUUGCUUCAAGAUCAUCAUGUACUCCAUCCAAGCCCAAUACUCACACCACGUGAUACAGGAGAUCCUGGCACACCUGGACAGCUGCAGGCGAGAUUCUCCCCGCGUCCGAGCUGGGAUCAUCCAGGUCCUGCUGGAGGCCGUGGCCAUCGCGGCCAAAGGAUCCAUCGGUUUCUUCGGAAGCAACCUGCCCGAUUACCAGCGGUCGGAGAUCAUGAUGUUUAUCAUGGGGAAAGUCCCCGUCUUUGGGGUCACCUCCCAGAACUUGGACACCAGCGAGCUUGGGGAUUUGGGAACCCGGAGGAUCCAAAUCAUGCUGCUGCGGUCAUUGCUGAUGGUGACCUCCGGCUACAACGCGAAGAGCAUCGCCUCGGUGCUCUCGGCACCCUUCCUGGACCCCCUGCUCUCCACCUCCCUCAUGGAGGACUGCGAACUGCGCCAGUUGGUCCUGGAGAUCCUGCACAAUCUCAUUGACCGGCACGACAACAGAGCCAAACUUCGAGGAAUCAGAAUCAUCCCGGACGUCUCCGAUCUGAAGAUCAAGCGAGACAAAAUUUCACGGCAAGACGUCAGCUUUAUGAAGAAGGAUAUCGCCAUUCUCAACGAGGACAACCUACCCAUGUUCCACCGCUGCAGCAUCAUGGGGCUGGUCGCCGCGUACCUCAACUUCCUGAGCCAGAUGAUCGCGGUCCCGGCUUUCUGCCAGCAUGUCAGCAAGGUGAUUGAAACCAGAACAGUGGAAGCGCCCUACUUUUUGCCGGAAACCAUCCUUCGGGAUAAGAGCAGCAUUCCCCCGAACUUUGGUAAGGAUGACAAGAGCUUGUUCUUCCUGACUCACAAGAUUGUGGAAUCCUUAGGAGGCAGCGGCUACAGCGUGGAACGGCUGUCGGUGCCUUACGUGCCCCAGGUGACAGACGAGGACCGGCUGUCACGGAGGAAGAGUAUUGUGGACACCGUGUCUAUUCAGGUGGACAUCCUUCCUGGAACAGGUGCAGAAGAUAAGGCAAACCUCCUCCACGACCGACUGGCUCAGAUCCUGGAGCUCACCAUUCGGCCCCCGCCCAGCCCUUCGGGAACCCUGACCAUCACCGCCGGCUGCCCCCAUUACCAAUCGGUUCCCGUCUAUGAGAUGAAGUUUCCGGAUCUUUGUGUGUAUUGA